AUGGCCACGGAGGCCUUUAAGAAGACAGCAAAGGCCAAGCUCUUUGACCUUAGGAACAUAGGAAACAGCUCGGAUGGCACGACCCAAAUCAUAGCGUUGAAGAAGACGGCGGACACGGCCGAGUAUAUGAAGAUGAACGCAAUCGCAGCUCGUGCGCCGUAUCUAUUGCUGCCUCCUCUUGAGCCGAAACGAGCACUGAGUGCCAUGCAAAUCGAUAUAUUUGCGGCGAGGACGAAUGAACCAGACCUCAACGUUCGUGCACGGGGCCAUUUGUUGGCAACUAUAAUGGCGGUUGCCAACUGGCUCCACGCGAGAGUGGCAGGCCUGAGUCCAGCCGAACCAGGCUGGAAAACAGUCAAGGUGCAGCCCGUUCCAGGGGGUUGA
Exophiala bonariae is the source of this 384-nucleotide messenger RNA. RefSeq lists its product as uncharacterized. NCBI's taxonomy places the organism in Eukaryota, Fungi, Ascomycota, Eurotiomycetes, Chaetothyriales, Herpotrichiellaceae. The transcript has a single exon. The coding region runs from base 1 to 384 and encodes 127 amino acids. The record is from RefSeq and is a predicted model, not a curated record.